ACCCCUAUCCACGUCACUUCCGAAAUUUGAGAGAGAAGUGAGAUGGCAGAGCUGUCGCUAUAUCUCACUAAUGUCAACAUCUCUUUGGGGAAAGCUAUGGACACUGAAAAGAGCUCCAAUAUGGUGAAGGAGUUUGAGAGUGUGGAGCUGGGAGACUUAGGGAUGAAGAAGCAGAAGGUGCCCCGAAGAACGAUUUACUUUGCCAGUGGAGAGACCAUGGAGGAAUACAGCACAGAUGAAGAAGAAGAGGAGGAAGUGCAAGCUUCUAUAGCUGUUAAGACCUCAGCUGACCCUUCCAGGUUGACUUGGGGUCCAUAUUUCUUGUUUCACAUGUGGAGAGUGGCAACCUCCACUAUUUCAGUUUGUGACUAUCUUGGGGAGAGAAUGGCCUCAUUGUUUGGCAUUACCUCACCUAAGUACCAGUAUGCUAUUGACGAGUACUACAGAAUGAAAAAGGAGGAGGAGGAGGAGGAGGAGGAGAACCGGCUGUCUGAGGAGGCAGAGCGUCGUUUUGAGGAGGAUCGUGACCAGGAGAUGCAGCAGCCAGCCAUGGAGCAGCCGGAGGGUAAAGCCUCCUUCGUCAACGUCACCUUUGAGCUGGAUCAAGAUGCCACACCUGAUGCCAACAGAUUCCCUGCCCCCAUCCCCACCUAACAGUUCAAUUAAAUGGACAUCUUCACAUUUCACGAUGUAGCCUCCUCAGCAUUUUUGCUAUAGUGUAGUUCUUAUUUUUGUAUCAUAUUGAUCAUGUUCUAUUAAUACUGUAAGUCAGACAUGAGACAGAAUACAUAUUUUUUAGUUGCUGCGUUGUCAAUAUGCAUUAACUUUUGUGUGCAAUGAGCACACACAUUAUAGAUAUGAUGCUGAUUUUAACUAUUUGCGGGUUUAAAAAAUUCAGGUACUUAAUAACAUUGUUAUACAAUAAGUUAGCAGCGAGAUAAGUGACCUUUCUAAAAACCAUUCCAGGGGUGCAUAAUGUUAUUGGAAUAGUUGAUUUAUUUCAGUUGGAAAUUGCUUUUUAUAUUCAUUAUCAACCAUGACAAUGUUCCCCUUAAAAUACCCACAAAUAUCCUAUUGUUUUACUAUGACUAGUUCUCCAGUUCUUUUCAGAAAGUUCAUCAAAAUAAUGUUGGGAACUGUCCUCCAGGCCUUUAACAAAACUUCACACGUUGCUUGUUGGCAUCUGUGCUCACACUUCAGUCAUUACUAUUGUCCAGAACCAUAUAUUUAGAAAUAGCUCUGCUGAAGUUUACCUUAUCUGCCAUGAUCCCUUCUGAGUGUAUAAGGCUUGAUAAGGAAGCCCAAGGUAAAGCGAAACAUGUUUAAAAAAUAUCUGCUGCUUUUCUUUUGAACAGCAAUAAUAUGAAAUGCCACUUUAUUAGGGCUGGUUGUAUAAGGAAAAUAUUUUCCCAUCCUACGGUAUUCACACUACACACCUUUACCCAAGGAAAGAAAAACUGAAAGGCCAACAUAAUUAUGUAAAAACAUUUUAUAAUGUGUUAAUGGAAAAACAGUUUCAUUUGAAGGCUUUUUAUAGUCAUUUUUAGAGUAAAAUACACAGUAUUUUCAUUUUCUAUACUUUGUACACUACAUUAAUAAACAUUUAAACAGGUCAUACAACUGUG
Salvelinus namaycush (lake trout) is the source of this 1625-nucleotide messenger RNA. It is a transcript of the gene fam177a1a, whose product is annotated as family with sequence similarity 177 member A1. Bases 43 to 654 code for a protein of 203 amino acids. The transcript has 5 exons. NCBI's taxonomy places the organism in Eukaryota, Metazoa, Chordata, Actinopteri, Salmoniformes, Salmonidae. The record is from RefSeq and is a predicted model, not a curated record.